Molecule: messenger RNA, 966 nt
Organism: Microthlaspi erraticum
Lineage: Eukaryota; Viridiplantae; Streptophyta; Magnoliopsida; Brassicales; Brassicaceae
Source: the annotation of a GenBank genome assembly
AUGAUGAUGGCAAUGACUGGAAGGCUCUUCUCUACAGGCGCCAUAGUCCGUGGUGCCGUGUCUCACACUCAUCUUCUUCACCCUAGGGCUCCAGCGAUCGGAGGCGUGAGAGAUUUCAGCAAGAUGACAUUUGACAAGAAGAAAACGGAACCGGAGAAUCAAUCGGAGAGUGAAGGCAAGGCUGAUGAAGGUAACAAAGGAGAGCAAUUAAUCGUUAGUUAUUGGGGCGUGAAACCGAUGAAGAUCACAAAAGAAGAUGGCACUGAAUGGAAAUGGAGUUGCUUUCGUCCAUGGGAGACUUACAAGGCAGAUCUCUCGAUAGAUUUGAAGAAGCAUCACGUUCCAUCGACUUUACCUGAUAAACUAGCUUACUGGACGGUUAAAUCUCUCCGAUGGCCAACGGAUCUCUUCUUCAGGAGACGCUACGGAUGCCGAGCAAUGAUGCUGGAAACGGUUGCGGCGGUUCCGGGAAUGGUCGGAGGAAUGUUGAUACACUGCAAAUCUCUCAGGCGGUUUGAACAAAGCGGCGGUUGGAUCAAAGCCCUCCUCGAAGAAGCGGAGAACGAGAGAAUGCACUUGAUGACGUUCAUGGAAGUCGCGAAACCUAAUUGGUACGAAAGAGCUCUCGUGAUCGCCGUUCAGGGAGUUUUCUUUAACGCUUACUUCUUCGGAUACCUAAUCUCGCCGAAGUUUGCUCAUCGUAUGGUUGGAUACCUUGAGGAAGAAGCAAUCCACUCUUACACUGAAUUUCUCAAGGAACUCGAUAAUGGUAAUAUUGAAAACGUUCCUGCACCGGCCAUUGCUAUCGAUUACUGGAAGCUUGAAGCAGAUGCGACGCUUCGUGAUGUAGUUAUGGUGGUUCGUGCUGAUGAAGCGCAUCACCGUGACGUUAACCAUUAUGCAUCUGAUAUUCACUAUCAAGGUCGUGAGCUCAAGGAAGCUCCUGCCCCAAUUGGAUAUCAUUGA